This is a messenger RNA of Fonsecaea multimorphosa CBS 102226, 1545 nucleotides long. RefSeq lists its product as uncharacterized. NCBI's taxonomy places the organism in Eukaryota, Fungi, Ascomycota, Eurotiomycetes, Chaetothyriales, Herpotrichiellaceae. Gene Ontology annotation, cellular component: nucleus. Gene Ontology annotation, molecular function: chromatin DNA binding. The transcript is spliced from 3 exons. Bases 1 to 1545 code for a protein of 514 amino acids. The record is from RefSeq and is a predicted model, not a curated record.
AUGGCUCGGCGUCCACGUCUUGCGGCGCAAGCCGCUCAAGCUUCCAUGAGAACCCCUAUCCCUAACAUAUCCGACAAUGAAGACGAAGAAAUGCCAGAUGCUACACCUGCAGAAGUGCCUACACCGCAAGACGACGACGAGGAUGCAGAGAAUGACGAGGAGGAAGAUGGGACGAAUGAUGCAGAAGAAGCACCAACUCCAUCACGAGAGUCGGAGCCACCGUCGCGAUCCGCGACUCCUCGCCGUGGCCGCCCUCCCCUACCCCGUGGGCGUCGAGGAGGCAGGCUGGGCAGACCUCCAAAGCACCGUGUUGCCACAGCAUCUGAAGAUGGAGACAACGACGCUGCUUCUGAAACAACCACUCCAAAACGAAGAGGAGGUUUCCGAGGUCACCGGGGUGGGCGAUGGGCCAAAUACAGAGCAGGAGGAUCACGACCACAACAAGCUCCUCUUGACGACGAUGGUAAUCCGAUGGAAAUUGUCAAUGACGAAGUCUUACUACCCGAGGACCCGGAAGGCGAACAGAAGGUUGACAAGAAUGGCCGCUUGUUGGGCGGCAGAGAAUAUCGCGUGCGAACCUUCACAAUUCUCGGCAGAGAUGACAGACUCUACAUGUUGUCAACAGAACCAGCACGUUGCAUUGGAUUUCGCGACUCAUAUCUUUUCUUCCAGAAACACAGGCAUCUCUACAAGAUCAUCAUUGACGACGAUGAGAAGCGGGAUCUCAUCGAAAGAGAUUUGAUACCUCACUCUUACAAAGGUCGCGCAAUCGGAGUGGUAACGGCUCGAUCUGUGUUUCGAGAGUUUGGAGCUAGGAUUAUUAUCGGCGGGAGAAAGGUAAUAGACGACUACGAGACUAAGAAAGCACGGGAACGGGGUGAUGUCGAAGGCGAAAUAGCUGUCCCAGAAGACCGCUUGCCGCCUCCGGGAGAGCCUUACAAUCGGAAUCAAUAUGUGGCAUGGCAUGGUGCCAGUGCGGUUUACCACACCAACACGCCCAGUGUCCCCCUUCCUCUCGCAAAGGCGCAGGAGGCCAAGCGGCGCAAGAUCACGGUAACGAGCGACAACUGGAUGUUGGAACAUGCACGAGAGGCCAGUCGAUUCAACGCGCAAUUGACAGCGAACCGGCUGGAAAACAUCAACGGCGUCUAUGACAUACACACCAACGUAAUGCAGUACCCAGCACACAUGCAGCCAACACAUGCACGAUGGGAAAUUGUUGACGAUGAUGAGGCUACUGAAGACCUGAAGAGAACAGGCCGGCUACCUCACCUCGACCCGGUAUAUGGACGAACUUUCCGUAUCCAUGACCUGUGUCUCGAGUCGGCGCCAGAGUCCUGGUAUGGGACGCCUGGUAUCACCGAGGAAGGGGACAGCCUCUCUUCAAUUCCAACGAGCAUCCUCGAAGAGCUUCCCGCCGACUGUCUACGCGCGUUCGAAGAAGCCAAAUCACGCGAAGCCGAAUGGCGGAGAAAGUGGCAUACAGAACGGGAAGACGGGCUUAGAGCACGGCUUUUGCCUUCCUUUGAAUGGUUUCCAAAGUGA